Molecule: messenger RNA, 3381 nt
Organism: Syngnathoides biaculeatus (alligator pipefish)
Lineage: Eukaryota; Metazoa; Chordata; Actinopteri; Syngnathiformes; Syngnathidae
Gene: draxina
Product: dorsal inhibitory axon guidance protein a
Exons: 5
Coding region: 107-1264 (385 amino acids)
Biological process (GO): axon guidance; Wnt signaling pathway
Cellular component (GO): extracellular region
Source: RefSeq, a predicted model, not a curated record
GUUGAGGAGAAGCACGAGGACACUUAGGAACUGUUUUGUUAUUUUUUCAAUAUGUAUUGAUGAGGCCAGAUUUGUUUUUCGAGGCGUGUUAUUUCCAAUCCACGACAUGUGGCGGGUUCCACAUUUAAGACACUUGUCACGAUCUCUGUGUUCUCCUCUCAACAGGUGGCGCUGUUGUGCUUUAGAGACGAUGGCGCCCUCUUUCUUCCUGACGUUGGCGCUUCUUUUGGCGCUGACGUCUUUGUCCCUCGCCGCCGAUCCUUCCGUCGUCCCUCGCGGGAAGAGGAGGGGCCGAUCCGGAGGACGGUCGCAGCACCCCCUGCGGGCCGCGCCGGGCUACGACAACGCGAGAGUGACGCGGAGGAGUCGGGGAGGCGGGACCUCCUCGCACGGGCCGGCGCGACUCCCGGCCCGCCCCGUGGACAACGGCGGCGGCUUGGAAGGUCUGCGUCCGGUGCGGGUGGAGACGGGUCCGGGCGGAGCCGGCCUAAGAGAGAACCAGCUGGCGGGGACGCGCAAGGGAAAAGGACGCGCUGACAAACCGCAACUCAGGAGGCACGGGGGGAGGCGGGACAAAGGACGACAUGGGCACGGUUUCCUUCCGGAGCCGCAGUCGGGCGUCCUCCUGGACGAGCCCCGUCCUCCGUCCUCGUUUCCUUUGGCCCCUCUGGGUGACGGCCUCUCCCCCGACUCCGCCACCUCGGGCUCUGGCUCCUCCACGAUCCCCGCGGUGACCAACGAGCAUCCCCCAACGCUCCCCUCGGCCUCCGCCAAACCUCCGAGGUCCGGACGAGGGAAAGGCCAGGGCGAGGUGAUGCCCACCCUGGACAUGACGCUCUUCGAUUGGACCGACUACGAGGACAUGAAGCCUGUGGACGCGUGGCCAUCCUCCAAGAAGAAAGGUCCGCCUGAAAAACUUGGACAGUUUUUGAAAAAGGCCUCCGACUUGUUUGUUUUCUCAUCUACAGACAAAAAACAGAGUAAAAAUCUCAGCCGCGGGAACGGGACGGCGGACGCUGACGACAUUGAACCAUGCGACCACCACCUGGACUGUCUGCCCGGUUCCUGUUGUGACCUGAGGCAACACGAGUGCAAGCCGCACAACAGAGGCCUGAACAACAAGUGCUACGACGACUGCAUGUGCGAGGAAGGCUUCCGUUGCUAUGCUAAAUUCCACCGUAAGCGGCGCGUAACGAAGAGGCGGGGCCGCUGUGUGGUGCCCGAGUCGGUCAGUGGUGACCACGGAGGCUUCAUCACUGUCUGAAGAGGAAGAUAAGGACGAAAACCCGUGGGGAAGACGGCGACCGUGCUUGAAGAGGUGUGGAUGUCAACGGGUGGACAUUUUGAAGCACAAGGGAACACUACCCCACCAAAUUUAUCCCGAGACUACCCUAACUGUAACCCAGACUUUACCUGAGAGCUACUCCAACCUAAAACCAACAUAACCCCAACUCUACUCCUAAUCCUAACCCUAACCUCCCCUCUACUCCACCCUAAAACCAACAUUACCCCAACUCGAAUCCUAACCCUAACCCUAACCUCAGCACUACUCCAACCUAGACUAACAUGACCCCAACUGUAAUCCUAAUCCUAACCCUAACCUCAGCACUACUCCAACCUAGACUAACAUGACCCCAACUGUAAUCCUAAUCCUAACCCUAACCUCAGCACUACUCCAACCUAGACUAACAUGACCCCAACUGUAAUCCUAAUCCUAACCCUAACCUCAGCACUACUCCAACCUAGACUAACAUGACCCCAACUGUAAUCCUAAUCCUAACCCUAACCUCAGCACUCCUCCAACCUAGACUAACAUGACCCCAACUGUAAUCCUAAUCCUAACCCUAACCUCAGCACUACUCCAACCUAGACUAACAUGACCCCAACUGUAAUCCUAAUCCUAACCCUAACCAAAGCACUACUCCAACCCAUAGCCUACAUUACCCAAACUCUAAUGCUAAUCCUAAACCUAACCAGUUGAAUCUUGGCCUUGGAAGCGUCAACACCUCCAAACCUGCUGUGACUGUGCCAAUAGACCUGAGGAAGGCUCAGAGAGCCGAAACGUUGUUGGGCAUGCAUUAUUGACCAGUAACAGCGAUUGAUUAAUUGAUUCUUGAUUGAUCUAUCGGUUAUUGAUCCAUUUGUUGAUUUGUGAUUGAUUUUUAAAAAUCUUUUCAUUGCUGUUUUUUUCAAUACAAAUUGUUGUUUUUGUCAAUUAUUUCAUCGAAAAAUAUUCAUUUGGGAUUAAAAUACUUCUAAAAACUACUUUUACAUUAUAAAUACAAUUGACAUUUAAAAAUUAAUUUACAAAUAAAUAAAUGAUUACUUUAAGACACAAAUAUAUUAAAAAUGGGCAGCGAUAGGGAUGAGGGAGAGUGGAACCUUGUCCGGUACGGACGACGUCGUCGAUACGACCGUCAAGACCGGAGAGCUGGAAGGGACAAUGGGGAACGUCGGGGGAAGGACCGUGCGAAUUACUCCCGAUCCUGGGACCGGUACUUUGAGUAUCGGGAUUCCAGGAAAGGGAGUAGUCGGACUCCUUCGCCUAACCUCAGCACUACUCCAACCUAAAGCCUACAUGACCCUAACUCUAAUCGUAAUCCUAAACCUAACCCUAACCCCACAGUACUACCCUAACCCUAAACCCAACACUUUCCUAACUCUAACCCUAACGUUUACCCCACCACUGUCACCCUAACACUACCCUAACCAUACCCUAACCCCUACAAGUAAGAUCAGUUUGCUUUUUUAUAAUGUUGAUAACAGUAGGCGGGAAUCUCACAUGUCCAAAUGUGAUCAAUUUCAUAUCUUCGUCACAAAUUCAUACGGUUGAUCUAUUGCCACACUGUCUCUUAUUUCUGUUCACUAUUAAACCCGAUUUUAGUGUUGUUUUGUGUCGCUGUUGAUGAGCGCGCAAGCUAACGUUCAACAUUGACUUGAAUGAAGCAGCAUUCAGUAUCUUCAACCAGAUGGCGUUUAUUUGCUUUCCUGAAAAUCUAGAUUUGAAAAAUGUGAGGAUUCCGCCCGAUAGUGGCGCUAUCUUUUUUCUUUUUGUGGGGGUGGGGGGUGGGGGGGUGGUGUCAUUUGUUCAAGUGCUCCAGGAACAAUUGCUGUUCUGCGAGGUUGUUGACGUUUAUCUCGCAGAAAGAAAUUAUCAUUUGUCUUUUUGUUUCCAAGUGAGUAUCACACGCAACUACCCAAUAAGUUUUGUAAAUAUGAAGGUGUUGUUUUCUUUUCAGAUUUUAGUCGGGUUUAUUGUUCCACUCGUUUUAAGUUAUUGUCUAUUUAUUUAUUUCCUGCAUUGUGGUUGCAUUUUAAGAUGAAACUAUUUGUUCUGUAACAAAUAUGAAGCACUCAAAAUGUCAAUUAAAUUCAUUUUUA